Molecule: messenger RNA, 1773 nt
Organism: Xenia sp. Carnegie-2017
Lineage: Eukaryota; Metazoa; Cnidaria; Anthozoa; Malacalcyonacea; Xeniidae
Product: ras-related protein Rap-2b-like
Exons: 4
Coding region: 538-1506 (322 amino acids)
Molecular function (GO): GTP binding; GTPase activity
Source: RefSeq, a predicted model, not a curated record
CAAAUCGCAUUAGAACAGCCAUAUGGUAUAUGAUGGAGGAAGAGAAGUGUCAUAGCCAUGGUAAGAACAUGUGGAAGCAACUAGACAUGAUAUAGACAGUUUCUUUCAUUCUCUGUCAACGUUAUCUUCUUGGCAGCAAGCGGCGAGAGAAAAGAUACAUAAAAACAAACAAAAUCAGUCGUCAUACAAAAUAUGAAUAUCAUUUGGUAGAUAAAGUGGCUUCUAAUAUAACAUAACACGGCGUCUUUCGUCUGGUAGAAUUAUCAACUUUAAUCGUCAUAUCAUCGUACUGUACCUGAAUGCGGUUGUAGAGAAAGCGAAAGACAGUAUACAUAGUGAAAUUUGUACACACGCAGUUUAAAUUGUGAGAUAUUAUAACUAUUUCAAUUGAGUCAAAAAAGGCACUAGCUAUUUGAAUUGCAUCAUUACACAUGAGAGUUAGAAUUGUGUUGUGGUAAAUUUAUUGACUGUAACAAGGUUCAAAAAAGGAAUAAGUACUAUGGUGCGAAUGUAUUACUUCUACGCACAUUAGACAAGAUGCACAGACGACGUGGGUCAGCUCCAGCUGUUAUUUUACACCAACAACUUUCAAAAUAUAACAACUGGGAUAAGAACGGUUUCAUCUCCGAAGAUGGCAAGAAAGAAAAAUUAAAGGGAAAAAAAUUAAGUUCAAAAAGUGAUUUUUCACGAAGCACCAGUCCAAUGUUUCCUCCAAUGGAAAAACUUAGCGAAGAAGAUAAAAGUAAAGAACAAACUUUGAGUGAUUCUUCUAUCAACAAUUUAAUUUGUGCAAAUGGUUUUAUGAACAAUCAUUAUAGCCUUUCAAGAAGACCGUCGAGUCCAACAACAAACGAACGCAGGAACGAUAAAUGUUCAGGCAAACGAUUAACAAUAAGAGGGCAGCAUUAUUGUUCAACCGAGAUAGCCAGUGUUACUCGAAAUAAUAUGAAAAAAACUGGGUCAAUAAAAGAUUAUCAUAUAGUCUUAUUGGGCCAAGGUGGAGUAGGGAAAUCUGCUCUGCUAGUACGUUUUUCCACUGGAAGAUUCAUUUAUGAAUAUCAUCCUACGUUGGAAAUGAACUAUGAAAUGCUUGCAGAGAUCGACGAUGAGAUAGGAGAUCUUCAUAUUUUAGACACGGCUAAUACGACUGAGCCAGUAUAUUUAAAUGAAGGCCAAGGAUUUAUUGUUAUUUAUUCCAUCAAUGAUCGUCUAAGUUUUGAAACUGCGAAGCAGUUGGUCAAGCUCAUACGUGAAGUGAAGAAAGCUAAAGGUUCUUCGAUUGUCUUAGUUGGCAACAAAGUAGAUCUUAAAUACGAUCGAGUUGUACCAAGAAAAGAAGGUCGCAACUUUGCAGUUGAAUACGAAUGCACGUUUUAUGAAACAUCAGCUAUGAACAAUAUCAAUGUCCCAGUAAUAUUUCAUGAUCUUGUCAAACAGAUGAGAGUUAUUUCGAAAAAGAACGGUAAUGGAAGAAUGAACACAUUGAAAAACUUUUUUGCAAGAUGAUAAUGAUUUCAUAGAUGCAAUUUAUAGGAGAUUGACGGUUUAACUUAAAUUGUUCUAAACAAAAUUCUUCAUGUUGACUAGACGAAUAUUUAUGAGCUAAAUAGCUAUAAUGUACAAACAAUAUGAGAGAGAAAUUAUGUCAUGUAAAUAACAGGUUUUAUAUAUCUUCAAUACUUGAUUAUCUAUAAUACUCAUUGUUUUUAGUUUUAUUUCAGUAUAUACUUUUUUCAUAUUAUUCCACUGGAUCAAUUACACACUGAAAAUCUA